CCGCCCUCUUUUCUUCAAUCUUCUGCCUGUUGCCCUACUCGACCCAGCUGCACGGUCGGUCAGAGGGAGGCGUGCCGCCUGUUCGCCGGAAAGCUUGGCCGGAUUGAUAAAUCGAUUGGUUCGUGUUUCUUCUCCGAUUAGUCCCAGAUUUUAGGGGAACCUUAUAACAAUUGGAGAUCAAGACUAUUGCCAGCAAUUUGCUAGGUGUUCUGCUUGUGUAAUGGAUUCUUCUUGCAGCGAAAUUCUGACAUUCCAGAGAUUGAUCUAGGAACUUGCUUUGCAGUGCCUAUAUCUCCAGACCCAAUGGAAAAGGAUUCCGGGACUGAUAAAAAUGCCGAUGUUCCGCUGGAUAAGUUAUCUUUAGGAUUAUUCAACCAACACAAACUCCUGAUUCCAGAAGCAGAGAAACGCAAAUAUGUAGUUCUUGUGUCAACUGGAAGUUUCAACCCUCCUACUUAUAUGCAUUUGCGUUGUUUCGAACUAGCAAGAGACACAUUAAAUUCACAUGGAUUCUGUGUCAUUGGAGGUUACAUGUCACCCGUGAAUGAUGCAUAUAAGAAAAAGGGUCUUAUAUCUGCCAAGCAUCGAAUUGCAAUGUGCCAUUUGGCUUGUAAGAGCUCCGACUUUAUAAUGGUGGAUCAGUGGGAGGCAAGUCAGAAUACAUACCAGCACACAUUGACUGUUUUGUCUAGAAUCAAAACCUUAUUAUCAAAUAGUGGAUUAGAAUCAGAUUUGCUCAAGGUUAUGCUUGUGUGUGGCUCGGAUUUGUUAAAAUCAUUUAGCAGUCCAGGAGUUUGGAUACCUGAGCAUGUUAGGACAAUAUGUAGAGACUUUGGGUUGGUUUGUGUUCGAAGAGAUUCUCAGGAUGUUGAUAAGAUUAUCGCUGAUGAUGACAUUUUAAGUGCAUAUAAGACCAACAUCAAAGUUGUAGAUGAGGUAGUGCCGAACGGGAUAAGUUCGACAGGACUAAGGGAAUGCAUCUUGAAGAGGCUGUCAAUAAAAUAUUUGACUGCAGAUGAAGUCAUUGAGUAUAUAAAGGAGCAUGGUCUCUACAUGGUCCAAAAUUGAGUUUAUUCCUAUAUGCAAAAAACUUACCCAAAUGAGUUCAGUUAUUAUGUGUUCACUUGUUGCCACAUUCAUGGUUUUGAACAAUUCUACGUAAAUAUGUACGAUGUUGUAAUUUGUAACACUACGUAUUUUAACUAACUAUUUUUAGUGUAAAUUAUGGUGACAUUUUAUUAAUUUGACCACCAACGUCCGAAUAAGAACUUCCGGAGUAUAUUUUUAGAAUGAACUCAAUGAAGUAUAUUAUGGGAC
Messenger RNA from Cuscuta campestris, 1317 nucleotides. The record is from the annotation of a GenBank genome assembly. Lineage: Eukaryota; Viridiplantae; Streptophyta; Magnoliopsida; Solanales; Convolvulaceae.